This is a messenger RNA of Sphenostylis stenocarpa, 396 nucleotides long. The record is from the annotation of a GenBank genome assembly. Lineage: Eukaryota; Viridiplantae; Streptophyta; Magnoliopsida; Fabales; Fabaceae.
AUGGAGAAGAAGUUAAGGAUAAAGAAGAAAGUAUGGAUGGGGAAGAAGUUUGGGAUGGAGAAGAAGUUUGGAAUGGAGAAGAAUCUACUAAUUAAGGAAGCAGAAGAAGUUAAGGAGGAUGGAGAAAAAGUGAAGAAUGAAGAACAAGUUAGGGAAGGAGAAGAAGAAGUUAAGGAUGGAGAAGUAGUUUGGGAUGGGGAAGAAGUAAAGGAAGGAGAAGAAGUUAAGGAAGAAGAAGAAGAAGAAGUUUUGGAUGGAGAAGAAGUUAAGGGUAAAGAAGAAAGCAUGGAUGGGGAAGAAGUUUGGGAUGGAGAAGAAGUUUGGGAUGGAGGAGAAGUUUGGAAUGGAGGAGAAGAACCGAAGUAUGGAGAAGAAGUUAAGGAAGAAGAAGUUUAG